Bipolaris sorokiniana ND90Pr is the source of this 156-nucleotide messenger RNA. RefSeq lists its product as uncharacterized. The transcript has a single exon. The annotation marks the transcript as partial. NCBI's taxonomy places the organism in Eukaryota, Fungi, Ascomycota, Dothideomycetes, Pleosporales, Pleosporaceae. The record is from RefSeq and is a predicted model, not a curated record.
CCUCUUAAUAUCGCUUACUUUAGGCUAUUAAAGCGUAAGUAUAGUAAUAUAGUUUUAGCCUUAGUACGUAACUGCACUAACUAUAUUAGUAAGAAGAUCUUUCUACUAGCCUUUAGAGCUACUCUUAAGCGGUCUAUUAUAAAGGAGAAUAUCUAA